This is a messenger RNA of Ustilago hordei, 726 nucleotides long. RefSeq lists its product as uncharacterized. The transcript is spliced from 3 exons. Gene Ontology annotation, molecular function: nucleic acid binding; zinc ion binding. The coding region runs from base 1 to 726 and encodes 241 amino acids. The record is from RefSeq and is a predicted model, not a curated record. Lineage: Eukaryota; Fungi; Basidiomycota; Ustilaginomycetes; Ustilaginales; Ustilaginaceae.
AUGCUCCUGGUGCUGCCACACAUCAUAGGUAGUCUCACUUGUAGCAUACAGGAGAAGUUCGAGAGGAAUCCACCUGGAAAGAGAUGGGAGUGGUACCGAGAGGUUGAGGAGAUCGAUCGACAGAGGAUGCUACUACAGCAGUCCUCAGCUAGACACUCACUCCUGAACGCCACAUCACCCCCACUAAGAACUGGGUCUCAGCCAAAUCAAAGUUCGAUCCCCAUCCGACAACCCACUCAACCUUAUCCAGCUCGAUCACCAUCACAAGCAACUACACAAGCAACUAUACAAAACCUAAACCAACCAACUAACCGACCCCUUCCUCAUCAUCCCACCCAACCCUCGAAGCAAGGAAGCCCUGCUCCAUCAGGUAUCAACACCUGUCAUGUAUGCAAGGGUAUCAGCCAUUGGGCCAGAGACUGCCCCAGCAGGAGGGUAGACCCUCUUAGCUCUCGACCCAUGGGACCAAAGGUUAUGGUCACCACAGCAGACCCCUUCAAGGAGGCCACCGACUCAGGAGAUGGCCACACAGGCAGCACUGAGAUGGGUGACCCCAAGGCCAUGGACCUCAGCUCAUACCAGCAACCCAUGGACCCCGGUCAUGAGGAGGAGCAUGAUGAUGACGACGACGAGGGAAAUAUUGUCAAGUAUGUUUCUCUACCAGUGGAGGCAAAGCAGUACUGGAGCUCUCUGGAAUGGUUCAAGACCAUCCUGCUCGGAUACUAG